AUGUCUCGGCUAGCAAAACGAGUUAUUACUAUACCACCGACGGUGGAAAUUUCUCUUUCCUCCCAAAAAGUUCUGGUUCGGGGUCCGGCGGGGAAAAAUGAACUGCUCCUUCAUCCCGAGAUUGAAGUCAUUAGAGAAGCCGAAAAAAUUUGGGUUAAAUCCCCUAAUCUUGCUCUAACCGGAACCUUUAAUUCCUUAAUUUAUAAUCUAAUUUGGGGAGUGGAUAAAGGUUAUCGAAUGUCCUUAGAAGUUAAAGGAGUAGGUUAUAAGGUUAGUCUCCGUAAUGGUGAAUUAGAAUUAUCCGUCGGAAAGUCUCAUCUUGAUUAUGUUUCUAUCCCGUGCGAACUACAAGUUGAAUUAAAAAGUAAUCGAAUAAUUAUUACUGGCUCUGACAAGCAAAGAGUUUUCGAAUUCGCUAACCACAUCAGAGUUCUACGACCGCCCAGUAUCUACAAAAAGAACAAAGGAAUUUAUUUUCUUGGGGAAGAAAAAAACCUUAAAUUACGCUCAGGUAAAACUCUACGAAAAUAA
Molecule: messenger RNA, 531 nt
Organism: Cetraspora pellucida
Lineage: Eukaryota; Fungi; Glomeromycota; Glomeromycetes; Diversisporales; Gigasporaceae
Source: the annotation of a GenBank genome assembly